Messenger RNA from Pygoscelis adeliae (Adelie penguin), 1023 nucleotides. It is a transcript of the gene LPAR6, whose product is annotated as lysophosphatidic acid receptor 6. The transcript has a single exon. Gene Ontology annotation, cellular component: membrane. Gene Ontology annotation, molecular function: lysophosphatidic acid receptor activity. Gene Ontology annotation, biological process: positive regulation of Rho protein signal transduction; phospholipase C-activating G protein-coupled receptor signaling pathway. The record is from RefSeq and is a predicted model, not a curated record. Bases 1 to 1023 code for a protein of 340 amino acids. Lineage: Eukaryota; Metazoa; Chordata; Aves; Sphenisciformes; Spheniscidae.
AUGGUAAGCUCUAAUUGUUCCACUGAGGACUCCUUUAAAUAUACUUUAUAUGGGUGUAUCUUUAGUAUGGUGUUUGUUCUUGGCCUCAUAGCAAACUGUGUUGCUAUCUACAUUUUCACUUGUACAUUAAAAGUGCAAAAUGAGACUACAACUUACAUGCUUAAUUUAGCAAUAUCGGAUCUGCUUUUUGUGUUUACAUUACCCUUCAGGAUUUAUUACUUUGUAGCGAGAAACUGGCCAUUUGGAGACAUUCUCUGCAAGAUUUCUGUCACCCUCUUUUAUACAAAUAUGUAUGGGAGCAUUUUAUUUCUGACCUGCAUAAGCGUAGACCGCUUUUUAGCUAUAGUACACCCCUUUCAAUCUAAGACUCUCCGAACCAAAAGGAACGCAAAAAUUGUCUGCGCUGCAGUAUGGAUAACCGUGUUAGCAGGCAGCACACCAGCAAGCUUUUUCCAGUCUACUAACCGCCGUAAUAAUACUGAACAAAGAACGUGUUUUGAAAACUUUUCAGAGGACACAUGGAAAACCUACCUAUCCCGGAUUGUUAUCUUCAUUGAAAUAGUUGGGUUUUUUAUUCCACUCAUCUUGAACAUGACCUGCUCUACUAUGGUCUUACGGACUUUGAAUAAACCGCUUACAUUAAGUCGGAAUAAAUUAAGCAAGAAAAAGGUACUCAAAAUGAUUUUUGUCCAUUUGGUGAUAUUCUGCUUCUGCUUUGUGCCUUAUAACGUUACCUUAAUACUUUACUCCCUUAUGAGAACACAGACCUGGAUUAAUUGUUCAGUGGUAACUGCAGUCAGGACUAUGUACCCCAUCACUCUGUGCAUUGCCGUUUCAAACUGCUGUUUUGACCCUAUAGUCUAUUACUUUACAUCAGAUACAAUUCAAAAUUCAAUAAAAAAGAACCGGUCCACUAGACCACGGGACAUCAGAUUCUCCGAAAGGCCAGUUUCGGAAAACUUCAUUCAACACAGCCUUCAGACCAUAAAAAUGAAAAUAUUUGACAGUGACUCUACAAUAUAA